Apis florea (little honeybee) is the source of this 3202-nucleotide messenger RNA. It is a transcript of the gene Acn, whose product is annotated as apoptotic chromatin condensation inducer acinus. The record is from RefSeq and is a predicted model, not a curated record. Gene Ontology annotation, cellular component: precatalytic spliceosome; ASAP complex. Gene Ontology annotation, biological process: RNA splicing. NCBI's taxonomy places the organism in Eukaryota, Metazoa, Arthropoda, Insecta, Hymenoptera, Apidae. Gene Ontology annotation, molecular function: RNA binding.
GUUAUAAAAAGCCAAUAUGGCGUCAAUGUAACCCGUAAAAUACGCUAAAAACGCUAAGUUUUACAUACGCAAAACUUUUGAUUCAAUGAAUUCCAACAAUUGAAAUCGAUAUUUUUGUAUUUUACUGGUCAAAAUCUAUUGGACGAUAUAAAAAAAGUUUAAUAAUUUUUAGUGCUCCAAAACGAAGUUUAACCUAAGUUUUUAUUAAAUAACGUGGAGAUGGAAAUAGAGAAUUGUGAAGGAAAUAAACAAAAGUUAGAUAGUCCAGGAGAUACAUCGGAAUAUUCUACACCAACAACAACUCAGUUAAUGACUUAUAAGCCUGUGAAAGUAAAUUUGAAAAGAUCAUUUUCUUCGAAAAUGUUAACAGAGAAAAAUGAUAUUAAAAAAGAAGAAAAUGAUGCAAAUACAAAUAAUGAAACAAAUGUUCCAAACAAGGAAAAUCAUGAUACUAGUGAACAAGAUUUAAAAUGUAUUCCAAGAAAACGUCGAUGGGGUACUACAUUGUCUACAGAUACUACACCUUCGUUUUCAAUUUCAACAGAUUCACUUAAAGCAUUAGUGCCAGGAGCAAGACCAUUGUCGAUAAAUGAAGUUCGUCUUUCAAAAGAUGAUGAUGAAGAUAGAGAUCAUUAUCAGAUUAGUGAAAAAUGGCACAAUUCUAAUGAGGGAAUAAAUGAUAAUAAAUCUGGUGAUGAAAAUGUACAAAAAAAUGGUACAGCAAAAAAAGGAGAAGCAAAAAUAGAUAAUCAUAUAGCGGCAAGACGAAAAAUAUCUAUUGUUAAAGAAGUGCCACAUAUAAAAUCUCCGAGUCCACCUGCUACAAAACCUACAAAUAUACUUUUGAUCAAAAACUUGGUUCGUCCUUUCACUUUAAAUCAAAUUAAAGAGUUACUUUCACGUACUGGCACAAUUGUUGAAAAUGGAUUCUGGAUGGAUAGAAUUAAAUCUAAAUGUUUUGUAGAGUAUGCAAAUGAGGAUCAGGCAUUUGAGACAAGACAAGCAUUACAUGGUAUAUCCUGGCCUGUUUCAAAUCCAAAAAGGCUUCAUGUUGAAUAUGCAACCAAAGAUGAUAUGGAAUUGGCGCGAGAAUUGUCAAAGGAUCAAUCUAUUCCAAGAAAAACAGAACCUCUUGUACCAUCCGAUUCAUGGCAACAAGAUUGGAACCGUGAAGAAAGGACAAAUACAAAGGUAAUGGUAGUCCGAGAAUGGGAUCUAGGUAAAGAAGAUGGCCAGCAGCACAUAAAAGAAAAAGAACGUGAAAAAAAAGAACAUGACAAAAAAAGACGGCAGAGGAGUCGGAGUCCAGCGGUGGAAGCACAUUUGCCAGCUCCAGCCCGUAAAUUCAAAAAAGAGGAUGAGCCACCACCAGCUAAACUUUUAGAUGAUCUCUUUAGGAAGACAAAAGCAACGCCAUGCAUAUAUUGGUUACCACUCAUAAAUGAACAGAUAGUUGUGAAAGAAGAAAUGAGAAGGCAACAUAUGGCAGAACAUGCGCGCAGAUUAGAAGAAAUGAGACGCGCAGAGAGAAACAACAGAAACAGUCGUCGCCGUCGUAGUCCGAGAAAAUAGUUCUCUGAUCUACCACUUUCGAUAAACCUGCUUCAGCCUUGUGCCAUUUACAUCAAGAUUCAGGUCCUUCUGCGCAAUAGGAAUGCUGAGGAUUUUCGACAGUCGAAAUUUUACGAUAGUAAGUCGUUCAUACUGCUUUCCUCAUCUCUUCGAUUGAAUUUGAGUGUCGAUAUAGCCAAGCUAGUAAUAAAAAAUUCCUCUAUCAAUUUAUUUGUCAACUAUAUUUUUUCGCCAUUGUACUUUUCCUCUUUUUCUUUGAUUUAUUCGUCCUUGAUUUGCAGUUGUUUUUGUGUCUUUUUCAACUGAGUAAGUUGUUUUUAAUAUUCGCGCAUUUCUUCAUAUAUAAAAUGCACUCUUUCUUCUUAUUAAUGAAGUCAUCUUCUUAAGAUUUCGCAUCUAAUCCUCCAAUGAAACAAUCAUAUAUUUUUCGUCAUAUUUUUUGAUAGAUCUUUCAAAACUUUUAAAAUACCGUCUAUUUUCAUCGUAUCUUCGUGGUUGGCGUCGCACAUUGCAUGAUUUCGUGUCAUGCAUUGUUUUAAUAUGCGUCGCUCAUACUAUACGAGGGAAAUCUAUGUUCAAUGUUGAAAUAAUAUUUAUAUUUGAAAAUUUCAUUAUAUUUCGAAGAUAAGAGAAAUAUUUGGAAGGUAUAAAGUAAUAUUAUAGAAUCAAUUAGAGAUAAAACUAGGUAUUAUUAAAUAGACCGAAACGAGCCGCUCGACCGCUAGUGUUCAUGCGGCGCGCUUCGGCUUGUUCGUUACAAAAAAUUAUAUUAGUCUAAAUUAUUUUGAAUUUUGCUAUCAAAUUUUCAGAUAACAUUUUUAAAGAUACAUACUUUCGAAAAAUGUAUAAAAAAAAUUGAUUUUUUGAAACCGGAUUACCAGAAUAUCCCCUUAAACCAUACUUCUUACAGGUCGACAUUGACUAUCCAACAGUGCGGCGUAACUGUAGAACAAACGAUAGUGUUUGCAUCGUGUAGGAGUGAUGCAUCACGUUCUACGAUACGUCGUAGUGCGAUAUCGCAAAACGUGCCCUGGGAAUUGGAGGAUAAUCAAACGAAAAACUGUCCACAUAGGGAAAAAAACUUGAAACUUAAUAUUCAUGAUCAUUGAAAAUGUUUUCUUACAAGAAGACAAAAUAAAAUAAAAACAAACAAAAAUGAAAUGAAAUGAAAGUUGAACGAAUUGUUAGAAGCAGCAACAAACAAAAAACCCGAAAUGAUGAUGGCGAGAGACUGUGGUAUUGACUGAUACGAAGUUAUCUUAAAGCAUCAAUGAGAGUAUUUUCUCUCCCUGGAGUUAUUUCUUUUCUUUGUCGGUAGAAUAGCCUGACUUCCUUGAAUUCUGACAUAUACUACCAUAAAUUUGGUAGUAAAAUGUAAAGUUUUGGUGUUUCUCGUUUUCGCGCAAUAAAUUUGCACAACCAGAAACACAUUUGUAUAUAUAAAAUAUAAUUCAAUAUACCGUGAUAUGACAUGUAAAAUUAUCAAUAAAUGUAAAACACUAUAGGUUAUAUAUAAAAAAUACAUUUGCCGCUUACUUUAUACAAUGUCACACCAUAUUUAGAAGAUUUGUCAUUCAUCCUUGAAAUAAGAUCGAAAGAUUUACGAAAAAAAUACACUUUUAAAACAGAA